GCUGCUGUUGCUUGCUCGUAGCAUCCAGCCUUUGCGUUUUGUUCCCAGCAGCUCCCGAGCUCGCCGGGCAGCCAGUGCACCAGCCAGCGUUACAGGGGCAAAGGGGGAGGAAUGUGAUGACAACCAAUCAGGGUGGCCCGUUCCCUCGAGACGUCAUAAUCACAAACAAAGCCCCGAACCUGCAGCAGCGGCAAUAACAAUAACAGACCGUGUCAGCUGCUAGUCAGUCGGCGGUGCGUACGUGGCCGCAGUCAGCAGCAGCUGCUCCCGCCAGCAGCGUCGGGAGAGAGCAGGCAGCGAGGGCAGGCUGAAAAUAGAAACGCUCCUGCCUAGAAGAAACCAGAGACAAUGUCGCAGGGCGAGGGGCUCAGCCUACAAGAGGAGAAUUUGCAUGGUUCCUGGGUGGAGCUGCACUUCAGCAGCAAUGGCAAUGGUAACCCUGUCCAGCCAACAAGCCAAGAGCAAGUACCAGACUCUAUUUCUAUUUACAAUGGUGACAUGGAGAAAAUACUCCUAGAUGCCCAGCAUGAAUCCGGGAGAAGCAGUUCAAGAGAAAGCUCACGCUGUGAUAGCCCUCCUCGUUCCCAGACACCUCAAGACAUUAACAGAGCUUCUGAAAUGGAGACUCACAGCAGUGGAGAAAAGAAUAGCUCUCAGUCUGAAGAAGAUUUUCUUGAAAGAAGAAAAGAAAUAGAAAGGCUCUUGCAGAAAAAUUCAGACUGGAUAUGGGAUUGGUCCAGUAGGCCUGAGAACAUCCCACCAAAGGAAUUUCUCUUUAAACACCCUAAACGUACUGCAUCUCUCAGCAUGAGAAACACAAGCAUGAUGAAGAAAGGGGGCAUAUUCUCAGCAGAAUUUUUAAAGGUUUUUCUCCCAUCUCUGCUUCUCUCUCAUUUGCUUGCCAUAGGGCUAGGGAUUUAUAUCGGAAGACGUCUGACAACCACAACUACAACCAGCACCUUUUAAAGGGAGAAUAAAAUUUGGUCAGACUCAAAGCAAUGAGAAUAUCCAUCUAGGAGUACAAAUGGUGAAUGGCAGGAACUUCUGAGCUUGUGAUAGCUACAUGUCCUUGCUGUUCUGUAAACGUGUUCCUCCUUUAGUAGUAGAUGGGGGACAAGAAAUACUGAAGCCAAGCUAUCAUAAAUAAUUUUUUAGAUAAAUUUAUAAAGCAUGUUUCAGAUUGAUUAAUAUCUGCUGUAAUGCUUGGUAGCAUUAAAACCCCCUCAGUGUUAAAAAAUAAACUCUUCACUUUCACGUAUUGGUUGUGAUGCAGCUAGGAAUUCAUCUAAACCAUUAGUUCUUUAUAUUUCUGAAAAAGUGAGUAUUGUCAUUAUUGAAGUGUGGCCUUAUAUAUAUAUGCUUUUAGAGAAUCUUGUGACUUGAUUUGAGGUGACUCAUCAUUUUCUUAAGAUUUUGAUUAGCAAUUUUGCAUAGGGGAGACACAAAAUGUUAAGACACGUUUUAGAUGCUCAGCUGGUACAUAGAGUGUAGCUUCAGUGGAACUGUGCUGACUUAUAGCAGCUCAGAAUUUGGCGUACAAGAGCCUCAAUUAAAAUUUUGACCUCAGUGCCUAAUGAAUGAUUUCCUUUUGCAGUGCUCUUUGUUUGUCGCUUAAUUAAACUUCCUCUUGUUCUUGCAAAAUAUCGCUUUAAAACUAAGUGUUUUUUGAUUUGACAAUAAAAAAAAAGUACAUUUCCAUUCUAAAUUGGCCUAUUUAUUUCCAUUAUAAAUCUGAAGGAACAGCAUAACUUGCUAUGUAUACUAAUGGAACUCAUUUUGAUUCAAGAAUUUUAUCUUACUGUAAUAAGGAAAAAGGAGGAUUUUAUUUUUUGCCAAAUUCAUAGGAGGCCUUAUGUAUUUUUUAAUAAAACUUGUGCAUUCACAGUUGUUUCCCCUUUUUAAAAAAAUGUUUAAAACCAAUUUCUGAAAGCUGUUUAAAAGGUAAGGGCUCUCUGUUGGAACAUUUCACUGUUUUUUUCUUACCUAAUUCAUUUGUCUUACCACAAAUAGCAAAGAAAGGUUUACUUAAAAUGAUUUCAUGAUUCAUCCUUAGAUAUGAAUAACUCUGAACUAUUAACUGAUUAAAAUAAAUUCUCAAGUAGAAACAACUGAAAAGCACAAUCUUUCAUUUUACAUACAUGAUAUCUGCACAUACAGAUUUGACUUUGUUUUGUGAUAACAUCGUUCAAAAAUAAAUUUGCUUUGAGCAUUGAUUUUCUCCUUA
Messenger RNA from Gopherus flavomarginatus (Mexican gopher tortoise), 2224 nucleotides. RefSeq names its product BCL2 interacting protein 3 (gene BNIP3). Lineage: Eukaryota; Metazoa; Chordata; Testudines; Testudinidae. Gene Ontology annotation, biological process: mitochondrial outer membrane permeabilization; positive regulation of apoptotic process. Bases 349 to 966 code for a protein of 205 amino acids. The record is from RefSeq and is a predicted model, not a curated record. The transcript has 6 exons. Gene Ontology annotation, cellular component: mitochondrial envelope; mitochondrial outer membrane; nucleus.